AUGCGGGGCGAGAGCGAUGGACGGAACUACGGCGACGCGUGGAUGCGACGGCGGGUGUUCACGACGGCGAAGGCGUUGACGACGUUCGAGCGGGCGUUGGUGAAGGUGUGCGCGACGAAGGCGACGACGGUUCGAGUCGAUCGAGACGACGACGACGACGACGACGACGACGACGACGCGGUGCGUUCGACGAUCGAUGUCGGUGAGUUUGAAGACGUCACGGAUUGGGCGCGUCGCGCCGUCGAGCGCGGUGCGGAGGAAUCGCGCGCGCGAUGUCGCGCCGCGCUCCCGGCGUUGGAGGCGAUGCCGACCGAGCGCUCGUUUUUUCUCGCCGCGUCCGACGCUUUAGAGGCGAGCGUCGACGACGAGGGCGAGGGACGAUCGCGUCGAGGUCGAGAUCGCAAGGUUUUCGCCGCCCUUCACUCGCCCACCCGCGGUGGCGUCUACGCCGUCGCCGCGAACACGAACGGCGGCAACGCCGUCCUCCACGCCGAGAUGAACCUCCUCUUCCCCGCCGACGACGCCCGCGCGCGUCGUUUGAUCGAGCCCGACACCACCUUACUCGUCACGCUUCAGUGCUGUCGAAUGUGCGCCGCUCGCGCCGUCGAGCUCGGCGUGCGAAGGGCCGCGUACCUCCGCGAGGACCCCGGCCCGCUCGCCUCGCGCACCGCGCUCGCCGCGCUCGCGCGCGAGUCCCGAUUCGACCUCUAG
This is a messenger RNA of Ostreococcus lucimarinus CCE9901, 711 nucleotides long. RefSeq lists its product with no specific name. Gene Ontology annotation, molecular function: catalytic activity. The record is from RefSeq and is a predicted model, not a curated record. Lineage: Eukaryota; Viridiplantae; Chlorophyta; Mamiellophyceae; Mamiellales; Bathycoccaceae. The transcript has a single exon. Bases 1 to 711 code for a protein of 236 amino acids.